UAUGAUUAGAGCCUAUGAAUCUGUAAAUUUUUGUAAAGUUUUAUAAAUUGCAAUGGACAAAGAUUCAGAUUCUACAGUUACCUCUCUGGAUGAAAAUACGGAAAACUUUUGCGCUAACCACACACGCGAUAUCUUGGCCGAGGGUAUAACAAACCUGUUUAAGCCCACUAUCGAGAAGCUUGACGAACGUGUUGCCUCAACAAUACAAUUGCAGUCAGAGUUGCGUGGACAACUGGAGGCCUUGUCAGCUCAAUUGCGGGACAUUGAGAAGGCACAACAUCAAAUACCCGAGUUUGCGGAUAAGGUCAAGGAGCUGCUUAACGUAAAACAAAAGGUGACAAUCAUAAAUAACGUGCUGUCAACAAGUCAAGAGCGCCUAACCGGACUGCACAAGCUUAUUGAGAAGGAGCAGCGGCGUCGACAGGCACUGCUAGACUCAGCGCUUAGCACAAACAUAUCAUAGACAAUAUGGAGACACCACACA
Molecule: messenger RNA, 484 nt
Organism: Drosophila busckii
Lineage: Eukaryota; Metazoa; Arthropoda; Insecta; Diptera; Drosophilidae
Gene: Snapin
Product: SNAPIN protein homolog
Exons: 1
Coding region: 53-463 (136 amino acids)
Biological process (GO): lysosome localization; regulation of synaptic vesicle exocytosis; intracellular protein transport
Cellular component (GO): BLOC-1 complex; synaptic vesicle; BORC complex
Molecular function (GO): SNARE binding
Source: RefSeq, a predicted model, not a curated record